This is a messenger RNA of Cyprinodon variegatus (sheepshead minnow), 3335 nucleotides long. It is a transcript of the gene kansl1l, whose product is annotated as KAT8 regulatory NSL complex subunit 1 like. The coding region runs from base 248 to 2956 and encodes 902 amino acids. The record is from RefSeq and is a predicted model, not a curated record. Gene Ontology annotation, molecular function: histone acetyltransferase binding. The transcript is spliced from 16 exons. Lineage: Eukaryota; Metazoa; Chordata; Actinopteri; Cyprinodontiformes; Cyprinodontidae. Gene Ontology annotation, cellular component: NSL complex.
UCCGAGGAGAGGGAAAUAAUUGCAAGGAGAACGAUGGGACAAACCUCCUCAAGGAUUUUUUCUAAAAUCAUAUUUCAUUUUAAACAACUUUGUUAGUCACAUUGCUGAGUGUUAAACAGCACAGCUCGAUCAAACCGCUGUGUUUUGAUGAGCAAACCCGAUUUAAACGUCUAAAUGCGAUGUCCAAUCAGCGGUCAGAUCGUUUAGGGCCCGCCCUGUGAAUCUGCUGCCUUGCUCUGAAAAGUGAAUGGCCCCAGCUCUAACAAAGAUCUUAAAACAUGACCACGGCUCCUACCUCUCCUCUCCCUCUGCCUCUGUCAGGAUGGACUCAGAUGCCAGCACCAUCAUGUUCACUGUUGAGCUUGAGCCACACAUGAGCUCCACAGAUAAUUGGGAUCUGCAGGAUAUUUGUUUGGAUCUUUGCUCUCUUAGCUAUCUAGAUGCUAUAGAUCUACCUGCACAUCCUGUACCUUUGGCACGUGGCCCUACAUCUUGCAGUCAGAAUGAGACGAUUGCACGGCCUGCUCCUGCCUCAAUUGCCAACCUCCCCUGCUUCAGUAAAUGCAAUAAAGAAUCUCAUCAAGUGGCCACAGCCUUCCCAGGUGCAUCAGGCAUGUUUGUAAACCCUCUUCCAGAGCACAAUAGCCAAGAGGCUUUCUUACUCUAUGGACACAGUGUUCAGCCUGAAUGUUGGCCAGAUGGCAGUGAUGUCCGCCCCUCCUCUCUUAUCUAUCCUAGUGUGUGUCCCUCCUUUUCCCAUGGUGAGAAAACAUUUCCAAAUCCCAAUUCCAUGUGUGCAACCAACCCCACAAUGAUGUAUGAGGAAUUAGAGAGGUUGCUUGAUCUUCCCUCCACUGCGGGUUUAAGGCAGCUUGGGACUGGCUUUAUAAAUCCUGACCAGCUGGAAACAAGAAACCUGCUGGAGGAUGCUGCAAAGGGGCAGCUCUACAAGCAAGUUGAGCUUCAAGGCAGAGCUUGUAGGCUGCAAAAGAAACUUCAAGCCCUGCUGGGUGAGCAUGCUCUGAAACACUGCAGCCAGCAGCUGGAGGGAUUAAAGAAGCAUUUUCAACUUGAAGAUGUGCCUCUUGAGAACCUGGAGUCUGUCACACCCCCACAAACUCACUAUUUGCCUUGUGAAGAGUCAGUUACAUCCUCAGCCUUCUUUCCAGAGAUGAUGGAUUUUUGUGAAUCCAACCGGAUUGUGCUGAAAGGACUGCAGGAGGCCUUGGACUCAGAGGCCACAGCCAGCAGCAGCUCUGAUGACGAGUCAGAGAACGACAUGCUUUUACCUUUCAGGAGCAGCAGCAGCAAAAUGCAGUGGCUGGAAGAAAGAGCAGAGCUAAGUAGCAGAUGGACCUGGCUGCAGCUUCGUUUGUCUGAACUGGAUGAGAGAAAAAAGCAGCUGGUGGAGAUCCACAAGCAAAUCCGCUCGACCAAGGGUAGUGUGGUCCUUGCACAAUCCCAGCCACUGACUGACAGGCAGAUCCAGCAGACCCUGAUGAGAGAAAUGGCCAGCCUGUCCUGCACGGUGUCAGAUACAGAGGCUGAACCCUGCAGCCCAACACGCCUUCUGUACAACAUAGAGAAACAGAGCGCCCAGCUCAGCCAGAUUGUAAACAGUCUGAUGCCUCCUCUGAGUGCUUCGCCUCUUUCUAAACAGCCUUCAAAGGGAAGGAAUAGCUUCACAAGCGUUCAUGGAAAGGAUGAUGUUUUUCUAACUGGGACCUCCAACAGAAGGACAUUUAAAAGCAGAAGGCUCCUCAGGGUCGAUGCAUCAUGUGUUUGUGCCCGCACCCGGCCCCUGAUCUCAUACCACAAACGCAAAUUGUUGUCCUUUACCCCCUGUAACACCGCCAGAUCACCGAAAGCAAGAAAGUCCUUAUCUACUCUUCUCUCCACUUGCACCUGUGAAUCUGUUUGUUUGUGCUCUGAGCUUGACUGUAGCUCCAGAUCAAGAUUUCACCACGUGGAGGCUCUUUCCCCUGGAAAAUCUUUAGGCAUGUCUUCAAGUCAUCAUGUUCAGAAGAUUAUGGCCAGAGAAGAAUGGAUCCAGAAACCUUUAGUUUUUAAUUCUAAACUGUUGAAUCCACCAAACUAUGGGAGAAUCAGCUCCUCUCCAAGGCACAGUAGGAAACAUAAGCAACAUGUCCGGCGUAAUACGAUGGGAGUCUUAGGUCUGUCACCAAUCAGGUCGCCAGAAACUGCUUGGAGGCAGAACAGGCGAACCAAUCAAAGAAAAAGGAAGAGAAGACGACUUUUUAGUAAAGAUGAUCAGGAUGUCCUGUACCAGCUUUGCGAUCUUGGAGACAGUUCAAAUGAAAUGCUUGAGGAGAACUUUGGGCAGUUCACGCUCAGCUGGGCCUCACAGGGCAAACAGGACAGAGGUCGUGUAUACAACAUCAAUGACGUUGUCAUUCCCAUGACCCUUUCUAAGGUUGAAAAACUGCAGUACAAAGACAUCCUGACACCGAGUUGGAGGGUAAUCGACAUCCAGGCUCUUAAAGGAACCCAGAUGGGAGAGGAUCAGAAAAUUGAGGAUCUCAGUGAUGACGUCUUUGCUCGGAGGCACCUGGCUUUAGAACAGAAGGAGAAGCGGCGCUGCCCGUCCUGGGGAAACAGGGGGUGGUGCAGAGGCUCCACAAGAUCUGCCAGCAGGCUAUCAGGUAUCAGAGGCGGGGUGUGUACAUCAGGGGAGGAGAGCUCUGUGGAGAGGAGGUGUUCUCAGCUGGAUUCUGAUGAGCAGCCGCGGUCAGAAGAGGGGCUGCAGCCUCAGGCACCUUGGGAAUCCCGAGUGUUUCCUCUGGAUGAGCAUGAAGAAGCUGUUCUGCUUUCUGAUGAAGUGAAAAUUCCAUCUGGAUGGACAGAAUCCAGCUGUCUUUCAUCAAAGCCCUCAAGCUCCCUCCACUCCCCAACCCAGUCUGCCUGUACUACGCCGCCCUCUUCUGGCCAGAAUUAGAGCUGUGUGUCCAGGGUCAGCUGAGGUUUUCUCUUUAUAGCUCUUCUUACACGAGCCUGAAGAAAUUCACCAGAAACCUUUUAAAGGAAGACUGGAAACAGUCACUGAUCUUUUUUUAUUGUAUAUUAUAAAUGUAAUACUUUCUUACAAGAGUGAAAUGUUUUAUGGAGUAUGUCACUGUAGUUUUAACUGGCUGCGGUUUGAGAUUUUAAUGUAAGUAUUAGACUUUUUGUGAUGUACUAUAGUGGAUUGAUAUUGGAUAUGUAUUUAGUACAUAGUAUUUAUUCUCAAAGUGCUUUCUGGAAAGAUGUAAAGACUUAAUAGUUCCGUUUGUUGAUUUAAUCUUUUAAAAAUUGUUCACAUGUGUUGUCAUUUUUGU